Messenger RNA from Equus quagga, 2720 nucleotides. It is a transcript of the gene VPS37B, whose product is annotated as VPS37B subunit of ESCRT-I. The coding region runs from base 68 to 928 and encodes 286 amino acids. The record is from RefSeq and is a predicted model, not a curated record. NCBI's taxonomy places the organism in Eukaryota, Metazoa, Chordata, Mammalia, Perissodactyla, Equidae. The transcript has 4 exons. Gene Ontology annotation, biological process: protein targeting to vacuole; protein targeting to membrane; ubiquitin-dependent protein catabolic process via the multivesicular body sorting pathway. Gene Ontology annotation, cellular component: ESCRT I complex.
GCGCUUCCGGUUGGCGGAGCCUGGCGGUCAGAGCGGCAGCAGCGGCGGCGGCGGCCGAGACGCGGGGAUGGCGGGCGCCGCGAGCGAAGCCCGGUUUGCCGGGCUGUCGCUGGUGCAGCUCAACGAGCUGCUGGAGGACGAGGGCCAGCUGACGGAGAUGGUGCAGAAGAUGGAGGAGACACAGAACGUUCAGCUUAACAAAGAAAUGACGCUGGCCAGCAACCGGAGCCUGGCAGAAGGAAACCUUUUGUACCAGCCCCAACUGGAUGCUCUGAAAGCACGUUUGACCCAAAAAUACCAGGAACUUCAGGUUCUCUUUGAAGCCUAUCAGAUAAAGAAGACCAAAUUAGAUAAGCAGUCCAGCAGUGCUUCCUUGGAGACCCUGCUAGCACUUCUUCAGGCGGAAGGGGCCAAGAUCGAGGAAGACACCGAGAACAUGGCAGAGAAGUUUCUCGAUGGAGAGCUUCCUCUCGACUCCUUCAUCGAUGUCUACCAGAGCAAGCGGAAACUGGCCCACAUGCGCAGAGUUAAAAUUGAGAAGCUCCAGGAGAUGGUGCUGAAGGGGCAGAGACUUCCGCAGGCCCCAGCUCCGGCCCCGCUGCCCCCCAGGGUGCCCGAACCAGUGCCCGCUGCCGCCCUGCCCUACUCCACCUCGGAGGCCAGCGGGCCCCCGUCAGUCGUGCCUCGGCGCAUCCCACCCCCACCGCCCCCGGUGCCUGCAGGACGGUCAGCCACGCCAUUUACCGCCGCCUUGGCCUCAGGACAGGCCUUUCCGUACCCAGGAUCACAGUGCCCGCCCCUGCCCCCCCGCGUGGGCCUUCCCCCGCCCCAAGGAUUCUCCACACAGUUUGUGUCACCAUACCCGCCACCUCUCCCCCAGAGACCCCCACCCCGGCUGCCUCACCAGCCGGGCUUCAUCCUCCAGUGAGUGGCCCUCGGCCUCCUGGGAGGCUCCCUCACCUGCGCCUGCUGGCCGGGGUUCCGCACACACCGGGGAGGCUUCGAGGACCAGGUGCUCUGCCAAGGGCUCUGGUGCCCUGGGCCGGGAUGUCCAUCUGAUUUUAGAACUGUAGGUCAGUGGUAAGUAGACGUAGAAACCAGUCGUGUACACCCAGGCGGCUGUGUGUGCUGGGCCUCCGCCUGGCAUCCCUGUGGUUGCGCUGGUUUGCGUUCUCGGUAUCAUUUCUAAGUCUCGUAGUGUUGAUGAACUCACGAGUUUGGAGGAAAAAGCCUCCCUCCGUUCCUGUUUAGAAUCGUGGUCCUCCUGUUGCAGCUUUAUCUAGUAAGCAUGGUUCAUCAUUUCUGGUUUGUUUUCAAAAGACAGUUGUGUGUGUCCCAGCCCGCCGCCCGCCGCAGCCCCUGGUACGGGUUGGUUGGGUGGGCUAGCCGAGAAGGUGCUUGCUUAAUCUGUGUGGGGUGGUCGUCAGUCACCCCCUCCUCUCCUGAACGUGGGUGUUUCAAAGCCACACGCAGAGUUUGCACUUGGCCCACUGCCACGGCCUCGCCGGGCGAGUUGCGGCCGGCCCUGAGGAGAUGGCUCUGAGCUGGACUUUGCACAGCAGAUGAUGUUCCGGGCUCUCCUGCUCUCCCUCCGCCUCGAGCCAGCCCUGAGGGUUUCUAUGAAGAAAUACUCCCCCCGUAUUUUUACUACAUGUGUAAUUUUCCUAUUUUUUAUUGGCAAAGAAAACUUUUUUGACACAAGACCAUUCAGGGAAACUAUAAAAAUGCACAUACUGUUCUGAGCAGAGUGAAGUGCACACGAAGUGAAUGCAGUGCCCUUCUUGGAAGUAGUGCCCAGUCGCACCGCGGCCCGUGCUGUGCCUUAGCUUCACCUGGUGCCAGUGAGGGGCAGCCGUGGCUCCCCUGUGGGCCUCAGGACGGGCAGGCGGUGGGGGCUGUUACCAGCUGCUGUUGCCACCACCCUUGGUGGCUCUAGGUUCCACAGGGGCUUGUUUGCAUUGUUUUGUUGCCGCUGGAGGAAAAGUCUGCCCACCUUGAGCCAGGAUCCUCUUAGCCAGUGUUCUCUGCCCCUGGCUGGCUGGGCCUCAGGACACGAGUGGGGCAGGGAUGCCAGCAGCAUUCAGCUGGGUUUGGAGAAGCCCGCCCCCUGAGAUUAGAGGGCCCCAGCACACUCAGACCUCUGGCAGCGCCCCAGGCUCUUCCUUCCCCUCUGGGUUCUCACCCACACGUGCCGAAUUCCCAGGGCUCGUGGGGGUGGGGGGAAGGCCACCCCCCACCUGUUGGCAAAAAAGGGCUGUGUGCUCAUUGGUGAACCCCUGGCCCCAGCCUGUGACCACUCACCCAGCUGGCUGCCACCCAGGUGACAGAAUCAAGGCAGAGCUCAAAUGGCAUCUGUCCCAGCGGGCCACGGGCAAGGCCACCAAACUUUGUACUCAAUUACUGUGCAGUUCUCCUGGACUUGAACUCUGUGUCAUAAUUGUCUUUUUAAAAGCUGUACAGGACUCAGUGCCAUGCCAAUCAGGUGGGCCUACCAUGUUCUGUGAAUCUUGAGAGUGCGGUGCCACCACCUGAUACCUCUGCCACGUGCCCCGCUGUCGGGGUGCCCGCAGCCCGCACGGGGCGCAGCCAAACGUGUGAGCUCGAUGUUGACAUGGUGCAGGGGCCUCCAGGCUGGCCUCGCCAUCUCUGCAGGGCCACGUCUGAGCUGUGUUUGUAAAGCUGUAGGACCCUUUUUAAUAAAGAGAGAAUUGUUAACAACA